Molecule: messenger RNA, 840 nt
Organism: Periconia digitata
Lineage: Eukaryota; Fungi; Ascomycota; Dothideomycetes; Pleosporales; Periconiaceae
Source: the annotation of a GenBank genome assembly
UCAGACAUGACACCUCCACUCCACCCACCAUCAGUACCCAUAAAACAACGGCAGCUGAGUAGGCGGGUAGUCGGUCAGUCAAUCAGUCCAAGUUUCGUGAAGAACAAAGUGGGUUCCAAGUGCAACGCAAUGCGCUGCGGCAUAUUGUGUUGCGUCUUCUGUUUCGUUUCAGCUUUUUGGCCGUCACCUUCACGUCACGUCACGGCUCCUCUCCAUUCUUUCUUUCCAUCUUCUUUGCCUCCCGCACACACACAUGCACAAUGCGCGUGGGCGGGAUUCGACUUCUGCAAGGGCAAAUCUUCGGAUGUUACAGAAGAUAAAAAACUAGACAAGACGGAGAGAGAGAGAGAGUCAAGACGAUUAUCUCCGGUCGAUCCCGGCGCAUUUUCCACAUUGUCAUGAUUUUUUAUUAUUAAUAAAAGUUGAGAUUUUUGCCGUCUGUUUUCGACAUUGCUCGCAUCCCAUCUCCCUCUCUAUCCAUGGUAUUCCUUUUGACAAUGAAUACGACAAAGAGCCUAACCCCCACCGUACAAGAAAGUUUAUUUUCUCUAUCCCUCUUCUCUCGCUCGCUCUGGAUCCGGCUUCCGAGCCAGUAGAUUUGCUUUUGUUGCCAUCAACCGCAAACUCGGGUUCGAUCGCUUCGCAUGCUCAAUCCAGACCUCACCUCCGCUCCUCGACCUCCUCUGGGCCCUCUCCGCCCCCAGCUCCCCUCCACGGGCACGGCUCGUUCUUCCGCCCCCCGUCAAUUUUAAUCCAUCGCCAUGUCCCGCCCGCACGCUGCCUUUAUUCUGGGUCGGGUCGGUCGGUCAUGUCCCUGAAUCGCGAUCGACCUCAGCGCAC